CGGGGGGUGGAGGCUAUGGGUGCGUUCAGAAGACACAACUGUUGUACAACUGUUGAGUGAUCGUUCUCUGAACGCAUCCUGAUCAGUGAGCGGAACUCAACAUGUUUAGUGAGCGGACGCCAUUUUUCUGAGCAGUUUUCAAAUGCGCUCACUGAUCACAACACGUUGCAACAUUUAAAUGCGUGUGCUUGUAUACUUAUGACAGAGUGACAGAUGGGAACGCAACCAAGAUGUACGAAGAAAUAUAUUUAUAUAAUAAUGCUUCUUAUAGUAUAAUGGAUACUAAAGAAAUGCACGAAUUAUUGAAAAACGAUCCAGCAUUUCUUGAAGAGUAUAUAAAAAAAAACACGACUGCACCUGUACUACUAUCAAUAAAUGAAAUGGAAAAUACAGGACAAAACAUUACAGAAGAAAAUAGUUUCACAUGGUCAAUAAAAUCAACGAAGCUCUUUCUCGAAGCAUAUUCAGAAAGAAAGUUACAAUUUCGAGAUCCUAAAGUAAGGAAAAAGCAAUUGUGGCAAGAAAUUGUACAAAUAUUAAAAAUGCAUGGUUAUAGAAACAUAGAUGAAAAUACUCUAGACCGUAAGAUGAGAAAUAUGAAGAGAUCCUUUAAAACAAUUAAAGAUAAUAAUAAAAAAAGUAGUACUGGACGUGGACGUGUGUCUUGGGAGUAUUAUGAUAUAUUGGAACAAAUUUUUGCCGACGAUAAAACUGUAAACCCUGAUAAUAUAUUAGAAUCUACUAUAAAUGUCGAAGAAGUGAUAAAUGCAUCAUGUCAAUUAUCUACUACAAAAUCUGUACAAAAUGAAAAUUCUUCAAUAUUACAUACAAAUUGUAUUACAAAUCAGUCCAGUUUUUCAACAACACCAUUAUCAGAUAUGACUAAUUUUAAUGAUGUAUUACCAGAGACUUGUCUCAAUUCGCCUUCUAUAUCCACUACUUCCUCAAUAACAUCACAUCACAUUUCUGAUCUCAAAUCAACAAAAAACAAAAGGUCUUUAUAUAAUCAAAGAAAAAAACAAAUAGAAAUAGAGCAAAAAAGAGUACAAGCAAUUUGUGACCUGAAAGAAUCUUUAAACGAAAGUAACAAAAUUCAAAAAGAACGAAAUGACUUAAUAAAACAAUUAAUUAUAUCACUUCAUGAAGAAAGAAAAUAAAAUUAUUCUUUAUGUAAGAGAGAAGAGAGAGAAUUGGAGACU
Messenger RNA from Odontomachus brunneus, 1199 nucleotides. RefSeq lists its product as uncharacterized. The transcript has 3 exons. Lineage: Eukaryota; Metazoa; Arthropoda; Insecta; Hymenoptera; Formicidae. Bases 231 to 1157 code for a protein of 308 amino acids. The record is from RefSeq and is a predicted model, not a curated record.